Colletotrichum orchidophilum is the source of this 1737-nucleotide messenger RNA. RefSeq names its product AMP-binding enzyme. NCBI's taxonomy places the organism in Eukaryota, Fungi, Ascomycota, Sordariomycetes, Glomerellales, Glomerellaceae. The transcript is spliced from 6 exons. Gene Ontology annotation, molecular function: CoA-ligase activity. The record is from RefSeq and is a predicted model, not a curated record. Bases 1 to 1737 code for a protein of 578 amino acids.
AUGGUUUUCACCUCGCCCAACUGGGUUCCUCAAUUGCCCAUCGAUCCUCCGGAUUCCAUCACGAUUCAAGAGUUUAUGAGCAACGAGAAGUAUGGUCGCUAUGCUCUCAAGGACUCCAGAAGCCCGUACACCUGCGGCCUCACUGGCAAGUCAUACUCGGCAUCCGAGGUGAGGCAGCGAACAGACUGGUUGGCGCGAGGAAUCUCCAAGAAGCUCGGAUUCGGACCAAACGAGGAAACGGAGUGGGAGAAGGUCGUCUGCCUCUACUCUCUCAAUACGAUCGAUUACAUUCCCUUCACCCAUGCGAUUCACCGUUUGUCAGGCAUCGUUACACCCGCCAGUGCAGCGUAUUCAGUUCAAGAGUUGGAACAUCAGCUGCGAUCUUCCAAUUCGAAGGCUCUCUUUACCUGCAUUCCGUUGCUUGACACCGCACUCAAGGCCGCGAAGGCCGCCAACAUCCCCAAUGACCGCAUCUUUCUGCUGUCGGUACCGGGCGCUGAUCAAAAAUCACCCUUUAUCACUAUCGAUGACUUAAUCCAAGAGGGCAAGUCUCUACCCGAGUUGGAACCUCUCAAGUGGGUCAAGGGACAGGGAGCACGCCAGGUUGCCUACCUGUGCUAUUCCAGUGGUACUUCGGGCUUGCCUAAAGCUGUGAUGAUCUCACACAGGAACGUCAUCGCCAACGUCCUUCAAUUCACAACAUACGAAGCCGUUCCGAGGAGAGAGCUUGGGGUCAGGACACAAGCGACACUUGGUCUUCUUCCUCUUAGUCACAUUUACGGCCUGGUUGUCAUUGCUCACUGUGGCACUUGGCGUGGCGACGGCAUCAUUAUUCUGCCCAAGUUCGAGCUGAAGCCGUUCCUCGAUGCCGUAGAGCGCUUCAAGAUUAACUGCCUCCCGGUCGUCCCACCAAUCGUCAUCCAAGUCAUUCGCAACCAAGAUCUCUGCAGCAAAUAUGACCUUACCAAUGUGCGUUGGGUAUACACAGGCGCAGCGCCGCUUGGCGCAGAGACAGUGGAGGAUCUUAAGAAGCAAUACCCAAAGUGGCGUGUGGGCCAAGGAUACGGCAUGACCGAGACCAGCACGGUAGUCUGCACAACGUCCGAGAUCGACAUUGACGUCGGAUCUUCGGGCUCUCUCGUUCCCGGUGCUCGCGGCAAGCUCGUCGACCCCACGACGGGCGCCGAGAUCACGGAAUACGAGACACCCGGCGAACUCCUGGUGCAAUCACCCUCGGUCGUGCUGGGAUACUUACACAACGAGAAGGCAGACGCCGAGACCUUUGUAUGGCACGAUGACGGCCGCUGGAUCAAGACCGGCGAUGAGGUUCUCGUCCGCAAGUCCGCCCAGGGCAACGAGCACCUCGUCAUCGUCGACCGUAUCAAGGAGCUCAUCAAGGUCAAGGGCCACCAGGUUGCCCCGGCCGAGCUCGAGGCUCACCUGCUCACCCACCCGGCCGUGUCGGACACCGCGGUCAUCCAGAUCCCCGACGAGCGCGCCGGCGAGGUGCCAAAGGCUUACGUCGUCCGCGCCGCCGCCUACGCGUCGAAGCCUGAGGCCGAGCUGUCUGCUGAUAUUUGCAAGUACGUCGAGGAACACAAGGCACGGCACAAGUGGAUCAAGGGCGGCGUAGAGUUUGUUGAUAUCAUCCCCAAGAGCCCUAGUGGCAAGAUCCUGCGCCGUCUGCUCCGCGACCGCGAAAAGGAGGCCAGAAGAUCCAAGGGUGCCAAGCUUUGA